CGGACUGCUGCACGCCAGCUCCGUCCCCGAAGCCCGCCUGCGGGGCUGAUCUAGUCGCCCGCCUCAAGCCCGUGCCCUGGUCCAAGCCACCAUGGAUGGGGAUGUCCCCACCGCUGCAGCCGCCCAGUACCAGCCGGCCAGCCCCCCGCGGGACGCCUGUGUCUACAACAGCUGCUACUGUGAAGAAAAUAUUUGGAAGCUCUGUGAAUACAUCCAAAACCACGACCAGUAUCCCUUAGAAGAAUGCUACGCUGUCUUCAUAUCGAAUGAGAGGAAGAUGAUUCCUAUCUGGAAACAGCAGGCAAGACCUGGAGAUGGGCCUGUGAUUUGGGAUUACCAUGUUGUUUUGCUUCAUGUUUCAAGUGGAGGACAGAGCUUCAUUUAUGAUCUCGACACUGUCCUGCCAUUUCCCUGCCUCUUUGAUGCUUAUGUGGAAGAUGCCUUUAAGUCCGAUGAGGACAUCCAUCCCCAGUUUAGAAGGAAAUUUAGAGUUAUCCGCGCCGAUUCUUACUUGAAGAACUUCGCUUCUGACCGAUCUCACAUGAAAGAUUCCAGUGGGAACUGGAGAGAACCUCCUCCCUCGUAUCCCUGCAUUCAAACUGGAGAUUCCAAAAUGAACCUGAAUGAUUUUAUCAGUAUGGACCCCAAGGUCGGGUGGGGAGCUGUGUACUCGCUGUCUGAGUUUGUACAUCGUUUUGGCAGUCAAAGCUGCUGAACUUGACACCCGGACGUAGAACCAUGGAGCAGUGCGGGGACACGAACAGUCAACCUCCUGGUACAUUUGGUUUGCAACUGUGUUUUCUUCUUUUAAGUCAUUUCACUUGCAACGUGAGUGAACAAAAACAGAAAAACGUUUUUUUUUUCCAUGUGUCAGGUUGAAACGAGAUGUCGUGUAUGUUUGCCAAGAGAGUCCUAACGGCUCAUUGGUUAAAACAUGUGAUGACGUAUGCCAGUGAUUGCUUUCAUUGUGAUAGAGUGUAGACUUCGUGUCUGUUCUGGAUGUUGCGUUCUUCUCCAGCUACACUGUAAGCUCCUGGCGGGCAGGGCUGUGUGGCUCGUUGCACAGUGGGGCUCUAGUACCCGUGAAAGGUGGCCAGAUGAUGUUUGUGACUGUGUGGCUGCUUGAAGAGGGCUGAUACUGUGAGCUGAAUCAGCAGUAAGUAUUAGUCUUUUUGGACUCCUAAGUUCUUUAAAAAGAUGACAGCUUGCUCAGGUUUGAAUGUAGUUUGGCCUAUUUGUA
Messenger RNA from Eptesicus fuscus (big brown bat), 1240 nucleotides. It is a transcript of the gene NTAQ1, whose product is annotated as N-terminal glutamine amidase 1. Gene Ontology annotation, molecular function: protein-N-terminal asparagine amidohydrolase activity; protein-N-terminal glutamine amidohydrolase activity. NCBI's taxonomy places the organism in Eukaryota, Metazoa, Chordata, Mammalia, Chiroptera, Vespertilionidae. The record is from RefSeq and is a predicted model, not a curated record. Bases 92 to 715 code for a protein of 207 amino acids. The transcript has 6 exons. Gene Ontology annotation, cellular component: nucleus; cytosol.